This is a messenger RNA of Coregonus sp. 'balchen', 33060 nucleotides long. The record is from the annotation of a GenBank genome assembly. NCBI's taxonomy places the organism in Eukaryota, Metazoa, Chordata, Actinopteri, Salmoniformes, Salmonidae.
AUGGGACCACGGCUCACCUGUUCGGUACCUGAGUGGGUCCCUGACGCGCUCUUUGGUAACCGGGCCUUUCUCCCGGGGGUGGUGGGUCGGUGAGUUGUGACGUGGGAUUGGGUGUUUUCCCCUUUUGUGUUUAGUGUUCGUUGUUUGGACUGGUCAUUUUCGCUUGCUGCGUUUUGAUUUGUUUUUUUUUGCGUUGGUGUCUUCUUUUUCCUUUGUCUAUUUUUUUUCUGCUUUCUCUUGUUGCCGGGCAGUAUGCCGGCAGUAUGUGAAAUAACAGUGGAAAGGGCAAGCCACAUUAAUUUACUUCAUACCACAUUCCUUCUGAAGAAAAUGUGUCUGACCUUUACACAGUAACCCCACUUAGUCACCUUUCCUCAUGAACACGUACGAGACGAAAAAUCUAAUUAAUGCAGUAAGCCGAUUGGACCUCUCUCUCUCCCCCUCUUCCUUUUAUUUCCCUCUUUGUACAUGUCACAGCUCUCUCUCUCUCUCUCUCUCUACCUGUCGCAGCUUUCUAAGCUCCCCCUCUCUCUUUUUGUCUUUCUCUCAUUGCUUUGUUUUCACUCUCAGCUCUCUCCCACUUUAUCUCACUCAGCUCGCGCUCUACUUCAGCUCACUCUCUCAGCUCUCUCAGCUACCCCCCUCUCUCCCCUCAGCUCCCGCUCUCUUUCAGCUCACUCUCUCAGCUCUCUCAGCUCUCUCAGCUACCCCUAUCUCUCCUCUCAGCUCCCGCUCUCUUUCAGCUCACUCUCUCAGCUCUCUCAGCUACCCCCCUCUCUCCUCACUCCUCUCGCUCCCGCUCUCUUCAGCUCACUCUCUCAGCUCUCAGCUACCCCCCUCUCUCCUCUCAGCUCGCGCUCUCUUUCAGCUCACUCUCUCAGCUCUCUCAGCUACCCCCUCUCUCCUCUCAGCUCGCGCUCUCUUUCAGCUCACUCUCUCAGCUCUCAGCUACCCCCUCUCUCCUCUCAGCUCGCGCUCUCUUUCAGCUCACUCUCUCAGCUCUCUCAGCUACCCCCCCUCUCUCCUCUCAGCCCGCGCUCUCUUUUGGCUCACUCUCUCAGCUACCCCCCAUCUCUCUCCCCUCACUCACGCUCUCUUUUCAGUUCACUCUCUCAGCUCUCUCAGCUACCCCCCUCUCUCCCCUCAGCUCCCGCUCUCUUUCAGCUCACUCUCUCAGCUCUCUCAGCUCUCUCAGCUACCCCUAUCUCUCCUCUCAGCUCCCGCUCUCUUUCAGCUCUCUCCUCUCAGCUCCCGCUCUCUUUCAGCUCACUCUCUCAGCUCUCUCAGCUACCCCCCUUCUCUCCUCUCAGCCCGCGCUCUCUUUUGGCUCACUCUCUCAGCUACCCCCAUCUCUCCCCUCAGCUCACGCUCUCUUUCAGCUCACUCUCUCAGCUCUCUCAGCUACCCCUACCUCUCUCCUCUCAGCUCCCGCUCUCUUUCAGCUCACUCUCUCAGCUCUCUCAGCUACCCCCCUCUCUCCUCUCAGCUCCCGCUCUCUUUCAGCUCACUCUCUCAGCUCUCUGAGCUACCCCCCCUCUCUCCUAACAGCUCCCGAUCUCAUAUCAGCUACUACCUCAGCUCUCUAAGCUACCCCCCCCCCUCUCUCCUCUCAGCCCGCGCUCUUUUGGCUAACUCUGCAGCUAACCAUCUCUCCCCUCAGCUCACGCUCUCUUUCAGUUCACUCUCUCAGCUCUCUCAGCUACCCACUAUCUUCCUAUCAGCUCCCGCUCUCUUUCAGCUCACCUCUCUUCAGCUCUUCAGCUUACCCCAUCUCUCCUCUCAGCUCCCGCUCUCUUUCAGCUCACUCGGUCAGCUCUCCUCAGCUAAUCCCCUCUCUCCUCUCAGCUAGCGCCUCUUUCAGCUCACUCUCUCAGCUCUCUCAGCUACCCCAUCUCUCCCCUCAGCUCACGCUCUCUUUCAGCUCACUCUCUCAGUUCUCUCAGCUACCCCCCUCUCUCCUCUCAGCCCACACUCUCUUUUGGCUCACUCUCUCAGCUACCCCAUCCUCUCCCCUCAGCUCAAGCUCUCUUUCAGCUCACUUUCUCAGCUAUCUCAGCUACCACCCCCUCUCCCCUCUCAGCUCGCGCUCUCUUUCAGCUCACUCUCCUCAGCUCUCUCAGCUACCCCCUUCUCUCCUCUCAGCUGCGGGCAACUCUUUCAAGCUCACUCUCUCACUCUCUCAGCUACCUCCCUCAUCCCUCUCAGCCCGCGCUCUCUUUUGGCUCACUCUCUCACGCAGCUACCCCCAUCUCUCCCCUCAGCUCAGCUUCUUUCAGCUCACUUUCUCAGCUAUUCAGCUACCCCCGCUCCCCUUCUCAGCUCGCGCUUCUCUUUCAGCUCCUCUCUCAGCUCUCUCAGCUACCCCUCUCCCUCUAGCUGCGGAUUCUUUCUUCAGCUCACUCUCUCAGCUCUCUCAGCUACCCCCCUCUAUCCUCUCAGCUCGCGCUCUCUUAAGCUCACUCUCUCAGCUCUCUCAGCUACCCCCUCUAUACUCUCAGCUCCCGCUCUCUUGUCAAAGCUCAAUCUCUCAGCUCUCUAAGCUAACCCAUCUCGCCCCUCAGCCACGCUCUCAUUUCAGCUCACUCUCUCAGUUUUCUCUCAGCUACCCCCCUCUCUCCUCUCAGCCCGCGCUAUCUGUUGGCUCACUCUACUCAGCUACCCCUAUCUCUCACCUCAGCUCACGCUCUCGUCAGCCACUCUCUCAGCUCUCUCAGCACCCCUAUCCUCCUUCGCUCCAGCUCUAUUUCAGCUUCACUCUCUCAGCUCUCUCAGCUACCCCCCUCUCUCAUGCUCAGAGCUCCGCUUCUCUUCCAGCUCACUUCUAAUUCUCAGCUACUCCCCCUCUCCUCUCAGCUCGCUAUCUUUUUCAGUCACUCUCUCAGCUCUCUCAGUACCCCCCUCUCCUUCAGCUACGCGCCUCUCUUUCAGUCACUCUAUCAGAUAUCUCAGCUACCCCCUCUCUCCUCUCAGCUCACGCUCUCUUUCAGCUAACUUCUCUCAGCUCUCUCAAGCUACCCCCUCUUCCUCUCAGCUCAUGCUCUUUUUCGCUCACUCUCUCAGCUCUCUCAGCUACCCCUCUCUCCUCGAAAGCCGCGCUCUCUUUCAGCUCACUCUGAAGCUCUCUCAGCUACCACCCUUACUCUCAGCCCGCACCUCUCUUUCAGAUCACUCUCUCAGCUUCUCCGAUCAGUCAGCUACCCCUUUAUCCUCGCAGAUCACACCUCUUCAGCUCACCUCUCAGCUCUUCAGCUAUCCCCCUCUCUAUCUCAGGCCCGACGCUCCUUUUGGCUCAUCUCUCAAGAUACCCCCCUCUCUCCUCUCAGCCGGCUCUCGUAAGCUCUCUCUCUUCCAGGCUCUUCGCUACCCCCCUCCUCUCCUCUCAGCUCGCGCUUCUUUCAGCUCACCUCUCAGCUAUCCAGUACCCCCCUCUCAUCUCAGCUCACGCUCUCUUUCAGAUAACUCUCUCAGAUCUCUCAGCUACCCCCUCUCUCCUAUCAGCUCAUUGCUCUCUUCAGUCAUCUCUCAAGCUCUCUCAAGCUACCCCCCUGUCUCCUCUUCAGCUCGCGCUCUUUUCAGCUCCACUCUCUCAGCUCUCUCAGCUACCACUCUCUCCUCUCAGCACGCGCUUUCUCUUUCAGCUCACUCUCUCAGGCUUCUCUCAGCUACCCCCUCUUCAUCUCAGCCCGGCACUACUCUUUCAGAUCACUCUCUCAGCUCUCUCAGCUACCCCCCUCUCUCCGCUCACUCACACUAUCUUUCCAGCUCACUCUCUCAGAUCUUCAGUAGAACACCCCCUUCUCUCCUCGCAGCCCGCGCAUCUUUUGGCUCAUCUCUCAGCUACCCACCUCUUACUCGCAGCCCGGGCUCUCUUUCAGCUCUCUCUCUCAGCUCUCUCCUCAGCUACACCCCUCUCUCAUCUCCGCCGACGCUCUCUUCAGCUACCUCUCUCAUCUCUCUCAGCUUACCCCCUUUCUCCUCUCAGCAUCCAUUGCUGUUGUCAGCUCACCUCUCUCAGCUCUCUCAGCUACCCCCUCUUCUCUCAGCCCGCACUCUCUUUCAGCUCACUCUCUCAGCUUAUCAGCUCUCUCAGCGACCCCUUCUCCUUCUCAGCUCACAUCUCUGUCAGCUCACUCUCUCAGCUCUCUCAGCUACCCCCCUAUCUCCUCUCAGCCAGCGCUCUAUUUUGGCUCACUCUCCAGCUACCCCCCUCUCCUCUCAGCCGGGCUAUCUUUCAGCUCUCUCUCUCAGCUCUCUCAGCUACCCCCCUCUCUCCUCUCAGCUCGCGCUCUCUUUCAGCUCACUCUCUCAGCUAUCUCAGCUACCCCCUCUCUCCUCUCAGCUCACGCUCUCUUUCAGCUAACUCUCUCAGCUCUCUCAGCUACACCUUCUCUACUCUCGCUCUGUCUCUUCCGCUCACCUUCAGCCUUCUCAGCUACCCCCCAUUUCCUCUCAAGCUCUGCCGCUCUUUUUCAGCUCACUCUUAGCUCUAUCAGCUACCCCCUCUCUCCUUCAGCCGCGCUCUCUUUCAGCUCACUCUCUCAGCCUCUCAGCUUACCCCCUCUUCCAUCUCAGGCCCGGCACUCUAUUCAGACUCACUCUCUCAGCUCUUCAGCUCUCUCAGCUACCCCCUCUCUCCUUCAGCUCACACUCUCUUUCAGCUCAUCUCUAAGCGUCUCUCAGAUGCCCCAUCUCUCCGUCUAGCCGCGCUCUCUUGCUGGCUCACUCUAUCAGCUACCCCCCUCGCCUCCUACUCUCAGCCCGGGACUAUCUUUCAGCUCUCUCUCUCAGCUCUCUCAGCUAACACCCCUCUCUCCUCUCAGAUCGCGCUCUCUUUCAGCUCCAUCUUAUCUCUCUCAGCUACCCCUUUAUCCUCUCAGCUCCUGCUGUCUUUCAGCUCACUCUCUCAGCUCUCUCAGCUACCCCCCUCUCUCCUCUCAGCUCCCGCUGUCUUUCAAGCUCACUCUAUAGCUCUCUCAGCUACUCACCUCUCUCCCUCUAAGGCUGCACUUUUCUUUUCAGCUCAAUCUAUCAGCUUCUAAGGCUUACCCCCAUCUCUCCCCUCAGUCACACUCUCUCAGGCUCACUCUCUCAGCUUAUCAGCUACCCCAUCUUCUCCCCUCAGCUCACGCUGCUCUUUCCAGCUAUCGCUAAUGCUCUCGCAAGAUACCCCCCUCUCUCCCCUCAGAUCAUAUUCUCUUUCAGCUCACUCUCUCAGCUACCCCCCUCUCUCCUCUCAGCUCCCGCUAUCUUCGGCUACUCUCUCAGGCUCUCUCAGCUAACCCACUCUCUCCUCUCAGCUCGCCACUCUCUUUUAAGCUCACUCUCUCAGCUCUCUCAGCUACUCCCUCUCUCCUCUCAGCUCUGCCGCUUUCAGCUCACUCUCUCAGCUCUCUCAGCUACCCCCUUUCUCUUCCUCUCAGCUCGCGCUCUUUUCAGCUCACUCUCUCAGCUCUCUCAGUAACCCCCUACUCCUUCAGCCAGCGCUCUCUUUCAGCUCACUUCUCAAGCUCUACAGCUGACCCCCUAUCUCCUCUCAGCCCGCGCUCUCUUUCAGGCUCACUCCUCACUCCUCCAGCUCUCUCAGCUACCCUCUCUCCUCUACUCAGCCCCACUCUCUUUCAGCUCCACUCUCUCAGCUCUCCACUCUCCCCGUCUCUCCUCUCAGCCCGCGCUUCUCUUUUGGCUCACUCUCUCAGCUACCCCCAUCUCUCCUCUCAGCCGGGCUCUCUUUCAGCUCUCUUCAGCUCUCUCAGCUACACCCCUCUCUCCUCUCAGCUCGCGCUCUCUUUAAGCUCCUCUCUCAGCUAUAUCAGCGACCCCCUCUUCCUCUCAGCUUCCUGCUGUCUUCAGCUCACUCUCUAGCUCUCUCAGCUACCCCCCUCUCUCCGCUCAGCUCACAAUCUCUUCAGCUCCUCCUCUAGCUCUUCAGCUACUCCCCUCUAUCCUCUCAGCUCGCACACUCUUUCAGAACUCUAUCAGCUCUCUCAGCACCCCCUCGCUCUCCCUAGCUUCACACUCUCUUUCAGCUCACUCUCUCAGCUCUCUCAGCUACCCCAUCUCUCCCCUCAGCUCACGCUCUCUUAGGUACUCUCUAGCUAACUCAGCUACCCCCCUCUUCUCCUCUAGCUCGCACUAUCUUUCAGGCUCACUCUCUCAGCUCUCCAGUACCCCAUCUCUCCUCUCAGAUCAUGUUCUCUUUCAGCUCACUCUCUCAGCUCUCUCAGAUACCCCCCCUAUAUCUUUCAGCUCCCGCUCUCUUUCCGCUCACUCUCUAAGCUCUCUAAGCUACCCCCCUCUCCCAUUCAGACUAACACUCUCUUUCAGCUCCACUAGCUCAGCUAUCUCAGCUUACCCCAUCUCUCCCUCAGCUCACGCUCUCUUCAGGUCACUCUCUCAUCUCUCUCAGCUACCCCCCUCUCUCCCUCAGCUCGCAUCUCUUUCAGCUCACUCUCUCGACUCUCUCAGCUACCCCUCUCUCCUCUCAGCCUGCUCUCUUUCAGCGCACUUCUCUCACUCUCUCAGCUACCCCCCUCUAUCUUCUCAGCUCGCACUAUCUUUCAGCUCAAUACUCUCAGCUCUAUAAGCUUACCCCAUUCUCUCCCUCAGCUCACGCUCUCUUUUCAGCUCACUCUCUAGCUCUACAGCUACACCCCCUCUUAUCCUUCAGCCCGCGCAUAUCUUUUGAUAAAUAUCUCAGCUACCCCCAUCUCUCCCCUAGAUCAUAUCUCUUUCAGCUACUCUCUCAGCUACCCCAUUCUAGUUCCUCUCAGCUCCCACUAUCUCAGCUCACUCUCAUCAGCAUAUAAGCUAAUCCCCUAUCCACUCAGCUCGCCACUCUCUUCAGCUCAUAUCUCAGACUCUCUCAGAUACCCCUCUCUCCUUCGCUCCCGGCUCUCUUUCAGCUCCACUCUCUCAGCUCUCUCAGCUACCCCCUCUCUCCUCUCUGACCGCGCUCUCUUUCAAGCUCACUCUCUCAAGCACUCUCAGCUACCCCCUCUCUCCUUUCAGCUCACGCUCUCUUUCAGCUCACUCGUCAGCACUCUCAGCACCCCCUCUUCAUCUCAGCUCGCACUCUCUUUCAGCUCCACUCUCGCAGCGAUAGCAGUACCCCCCCCUCUCAUCUCAGCUCCUGCUCUCUUUUAGAUCACUCUCUAGCUUCUCUCAAGCUACCCCCCCCUCCUCAUCCUUCAGCUCCGCUCUCUUUCAGACUCAUUCUUCAGCAUCUCAGCUACCCAUUCUCUCCCUCAGCUCACGCUCUCUUUCAGGUCACCUACUCUCAGCUCUACAGCUACCCCCCUCUCUCCUCUCAGAUCAAUCUCUUUAAGAUCACUCUCUCAGCUCUCUCAGCACCCCUCUUCCUCUCUAAGCCGCGCUCUUUUCGCUCACUUCUCAGUCUCGAGCUACCCCUCUAGUCCUAUCAGCCCGCGCUUCUCUUUUAGCUCACUCUCUAGCACUUCAGCUCACCCCUCUCUCCUCUCAGCCCGGCCGAUUCUCUUUUGGAUCACUCCUCUCAGGCUAACCCCCAUCUCUCCCCUCAGAUCACGCUCAUUCAGCACUCUCGCAGCUCUCUAGCUACCAUAUUCUCUCUCUCAGCUCCCGCUCUCUUUCAAGCUCAACUCUAUCAGGCUCUCUCAAGCUACCCCCCUCUCUUCCUCUAAGUCCGCUCUCUUUAACUCACUCUAUAGCUCUCUCAGCUACUCCCCUCUCUCCUCUCAGCUCACGCUCUAGGUCAGCUCACUCUCUCAGCGCUUUCAGGCUACUCCCCCCACUCUCCUCUCAGCAUCGCGCUCUCUUUCAAGCUCACCUCUACCAGCUCUCUCAGCUACCCCCUCUCACCUCUCAGCUAGCGCUGUCUUUCAGCUCACUUCUUGCUAGAGUUCCGUAGCUACCCCCCUCUCUCUCUCAGCUUCCUUGCGUCUUUCAGCUACUCUCUCAGCUCUCCUCAGCUACCCCAUCCUCUCCUCUCAGGAUCCCGCUCUCUUUCAGCUCACGCUCUUCGCCUCUCAAGCUUACCCCCCUCUCUCUCUCAGCUAGCAAUCUCUGUCAGCUCACUAUCUCAGUCUCUCAGCUACCCCCCUCUUCCCUUCAGCUCACACUCUCUUCAGCGCACUCUCUCAGCUCUUCAGCUACCCCAUCUCUCCCCUCAGCUCACGAUCCUUCAGCUCAAUCCUCUACGCCUCUCAGCUACCCACCCCUCUCUCUUCUCAGAACGCGCUCUUGUUGGCUCAAUAUCUCAGCUACCCCCAUCUCCCCUAAAGAUCUAUUCUCUUUCUGCUACUCUCUAGCUACCCCCCUCUCUUCCUCUCAGCUCCACUCUCUUUCAGCUCACUUAUCAGCUCUCUAGCUACUCCCCUUCUCUCCUCUAAGCUCGCACUCUCUUUCAGCUCACUCUCUCCAUCUCUCAGCUACCCCCUCUCUCUCUCAGCUCGCUUCUUAUUUCAGCUCACUCUAUCAGCUCUAUCAGAUACCCCCUCUCUCCUCUCUGCCGCGCUUCUUGCAGCUCACUCUUAGCUCUCUAAGCUACCCCCCUCUCUCGUCAGCUCCCGCUUCUCUUUGCAGCUCACUCUCUCAGCACUCUCAGCUACCCCCCCCAUCUCUUGCUCUCAGCCCGCGCUCUCUUUUGGGCUCACUCACUCAGCUACCCCCAUCCUCUCCCCUCUGCUCACGCUCUCUUUCAGCUCACUAUCUAAGCUCUUCUCAGCUACCCUAUCUUCUCUUCUCAGCUCCCGCUCUCUUUUCAGCUCAUCUCUCCAGAUCUAUCAGCUACCACCUCUCUCCUCUCAGCUCCUGCUCUCUUUUAGCUCACUCUCUUCAGCUCUCUCACGCUACUCCACCUCUCUUUCCUCUCAAGCUUCACGUCUCUUUCAGCCUCAUCUUCUCAGCUCUUUUCAGCUACCCCCCCCACUCUCCUCUCAGCUCGCCCUCUCCUUUCAGCCUCACUCUGAAUCCGGCUCUAUCUCAGCUACCCCACCUCUCACUCCUCUCAGCUCGCGCUCUCUUUCAGCUCCACUCUCUCAGCUCUCUCAGCUACCCCCCUCUCCCCUCCUCAGCCCUGCGCAUCUCUUUUGGCUCACUCUCUCAGACUACCCCCACUCUUUCCUCUCAGGCCCGCGCUCUCUUUGCGAAAUCUAUCAGCCUCUCUCAGCUACCCCCCUCUCUCUCAGCUCGCGCUCUCUUUCAGUCACUCUAUCAGCUCUCUCAGAUACCCCCUCUCCCCUCUCAGCCCGCCGCUCUCUUUUGGGCUCACUCUCGUCAGCACCCCCUCUUCCUCUCAGCCCGCGCUAUCUUCAGCUAACUCAGUCUCCAGCCUCUCAGCAACACCCCCUCUCUCCUCCAGUACGCGCCUCUUAGCUCACUCUCUCAGCUCUAUCAGCCUACCCACUCCUCUCCUCUCAGAUCCUGCUCCUCUUUUCAGCUUACUCUCUCAGCUCUCUCAGCUACCCACCCCUCUCCUCUCAGAUCGCGCUCUCUUCAGCCUAACUCUCUCAGCUCUCUCAGCUACCCCCCUCUCUCCUCUCAAGCCCGUGCUCUAUUUCAGCUUCACUCUCUCGCUUCUCAGCUACCCCCCCUCUCUCUCAGCUCGCGCCUCUUUCAGCUCACUCUUCUCAGCUCUCUCAGAUACCCCCUCUCUCCUCUCAGCUCGCGCUCUCUUUCAGCUCAUCUCUCAGCUCUAUCAGCUACCCAUUCUCUCCUAUAGCCCGCGCUCAUUUCAGCUCACUCUCUCAGCUUUCUCAGCUACCCCCUCUCUCAUCUCACCCGCACUCUUUUCAGAUCACUCUAUCAGCUCUCUCAGGCUACCCCCUCUCUCUCUCAGCUCCUGCUCUUCAGCUAACUCUCUCCGCUCUCUACUACCCCCCUCUCUCUCUCAGCCCGCGCGCUCUUUGGUCUCUAUCUCAAGUUACCCCCCCUCUCCUCUCAUCCCGUCUCUCUUUCGCUACACUUAUCUCAGCUCUCUCAGCUACCCCCCUCUCUCCUCAGCCCCGCGCUCUCUUCAGGCUCACUCUCUCAGCACCCCACCUAUCUCCUCUCAGAUCGCGCUCUCUGUCAGCUCACUCUACAGUUCUCUAAGAUACCCCCUCUCUCCUCUCAGCAUCGCACUCUCUUUCAACUCAACGAUCUUCAGCUCUCUCAGCUACCCCCCCUCUAUCCUCUCGGCUAGCGCUUCUUUUUCAGCUUCACUCUCUCAGCUCUCUCAGCUACCACACCCCUCUCUCUCUUUCUGCUCGCGCUCUCUUUCAGCUUACUCUCUCAGCUCUCUCAGCUUCCCCAUCUCUCCUCUCAUUCCGCUCUCUCUUUCAGCUCACUCUCUCAGCUCUCUCAGCUACCCCCCUCUCUCCUCUCAGCCCGCGCUCUCUUUUGGCUCACUCUCUCAGCUACCCCCCUCUCUCCUCUCAGCCCGCGCUUCUUUCAAGCUACCUCUCUCAGCUCUCUCAGAUACCCCCCUCUCUCUUCUCAGCUCGCGCUCUCUUUCAGCUCACUCUCUCAGCUCUCUCAGCUACCCCCUCUCUCCUCUCAGAUCCUGCUCUCUUUCAGCUUACUCUCUCAGCUCUCUCAGCUACCCCCCUCUCUCCUCUCAGCUCGCGCUCUCUUUCAGCUCACUCUCUCAGCUAUCCUCUCAGGCUCCCCCCCUCUUCCUCUCAGCCGUGCUCCUUUCCAGCUCAAUUCUAGCAGCUCUCUCAGCUACCCCCCUCUCUCCUUAAGCUCGCGCUCUCUUUCAGCUCACUCUCUAAGCUCAUAAGUACCCCCUCUAUCCUCUCAGCUUGCGCUCUCUUUCAGCUCCUACUUCAGCUGUCUCAGCUUACACCCUCUCUCCUCUCAGCCCGCGGAUCUCUUCAGCAUCCACUCUAUAGAGAGUUCGUCAGCUAACCCCCUUCUCCUAUCAGCACGAACUCUCUUUCAGCUCACUCUCUCAGCUCUCUCACGCUACCCCCCUCUCUCCUCUAAGCUCCUGCUAUCUUUCAGCUCACUCUCCAGUCUCUCAGCGACCCCCCGCUCUCCUCUCGCCCGCGCUCUCUUUGGCUCUCGAUCUCAGUUACCCCUCUCUCCUCUCACCCGCUCUCUCUUUAAGACUAACUCUUACUCAAAACUCUCUCAAGGCUACCCCCCUCUCUCCUCUCAGCUCGCGCUCUCUUUCAGCUCACUCUCUCAGCUCUCUCAGCUACCCCCUCUCUCCUCUCAGCUCGCACUCUCUUUCAGCUCACUCUCUCAGCUCUCUCAGCUACCCCCCUCUCUCCUCUCUGCUCGCGCUCUCUUUCAGCUCACUCUCUCAGCUCUCUCAGCUACCCCCCUCUCUCCUCUCUGCUCACGCUCUCUUUCAGCUUACUCUCUCAGCUCUCUCAGCUUCCCCAUCUCUCCUCUCAGCCCGCGCGCUCUUUCAGCUCACUCUCUCAGCUCUCUCAGCUACCCCCCUCUCUCCUCUCAGCUCCCGCUCUCUUUCAGCUCACUCUCUCAGCUCUCUCAGCUACCCCCCUCUCUCCUCUCAGCCCGCGCUCUCUUUCAGCUCACUCUCUCAGCUCUCUCAGCUACCCCCUCUCUCCUCUCAGCUCGCGCUCUCUUUCAGCUCACUCUCUCAGCUCUCUCAGCUACCCCCUCUCUCCUCUCAGUUCCCACUCUCCCUUCCUUUUAUCUUUUUAGAUUCUUAUUCAGAGAAAAUCAUGCCGUAGUAAAUCAAUAAAAGUGUUCCCUAUAACAGACUUCUAUGUUUUCCGCUCAUCGAUCCUGUCAGCCCAGAUACAUUUAUGAGCAAGCCACGCGAUUACCCAUAGCAAUCCUAACUCUGAUCCUUAGCGCAAAUGACAGGCACCAGACUUCAGCUCGGGGUAAUUGUGAUGCUGAAAAGGGGGCAUUGUUAAUCUUCCUUUUUUCCCCUUGCUUCUGGGACUGAGUUCAAUGGUCUAUGGUCUAGACCAGGGGUAGGCAACCCUGGACCUAGAGUGUUGCAGGGACUUCAUGUUUUUGUUCUAACCAACCUGGAAGACCAGGUGUGUUGAAUUUAGGCAAUCACUGAACUGAUCAAUUAGCUCAGUUAGUCCUGUGUGGAGUUGGGACAAAAUCCUGCAAUACCUGCGUCACUCCAGGAAUAGAGUUGCCUACCCCUGGUCUAAACUGCCUGCAUGGGCGGCAAUCACUACACUACCUUAUCUCUGGUGGGACUGAGAGAUGGAGAAAUGUGAUUAUGUAUUAUUAUGUGCAACAGGGUGUACUGUACUGUAGAGACCCUAUGAGUCAUCCUAUCAAAGUCAGACUUCAGCAAGGGCAGGAGGUGGAUUUUAGAGUAUUUUCUAUUGGCUGUGCAGGUAAUUAAUGGUAAAUUGGAGACGGAUGCAAUAUUGAGAAUGCAAAGUCCAUUUAAAACACCUCUAAUGGAAAGAGUGCUCAGAACAGUCUGAUCAAUGGGAGUGUUACAACGCCUAUCGUUAAAGAAAAUUGGAAUAUGCUUGACUUGAUGAAGCAGAAUAGUGACAAGCAUAAUACAAGUUUACCUUUUGUUCCUAUGAUACACGGAGGAGGAAGUAAUCAUGCUCCAAAAGAUUGUAAUUGAAUCCCUCUAUUUCACACAGUAGAUGUAAAUUUAGCAACGCGCAUGCCCUGCCCACAUGAGGAUCUGUCUCUUUUUCAGCCAUCUAUUCCCUGUGUUUGAGGGGUGCAAAAUCCACUUGUCACUUAAAUCUCGCUGGAUGGAUUGCUUUAAUUUUACUCUUGCGACUCUUUUAUACUCUUGCUUGUGCCUGUCGUUUUUUCCCGUUAACGUUACGACCGCAGAAAUGUCUGUAAUGACCUGUCAAACACACCCUGGUAAUGGCUGAAAUGGGCUCACUGGAAUACAUUGUCUUUCUGUUGCAUCUAUAAGAACGCUAAAGCUUAAUCGGGGAUUUAAAGCAUCGUCUCAACACUUGCAUCACAAGAAAGAUACCUUUAUUUUGAUGGUUGUUCAUUUUUUAUGAAAUUGAAUAAAGUUACAAUUUAAUGCAGUUGAAAUGUUUACAGAUUAGAUGCGCUAAAAUGAAAGCAACUUCUGUAAAUGAACACUCAGAUUAUAGUGAUAUUAUGUCUGAUCUCGCUAACAAUAUUAAGUAUAUAUAGAUAGGUGUAAUCUAGAGCCAAGCAUGUUGAUUUUUAAUCUGAGGGUAUCCUGCUAUUGACACACUUGUUGAAUUAUGCAACAGAACGUGACAACAACAGUAAUUAAUGCAGCAGUCUAGACUGCGCAGGUGAGUACAGGUAGGCCUAGACAGAGCACGUUUUUUGUGGUUGCAGCCCUGUUCCACCCCUUUAUGUUAAUGUUUUAUAUGUAAAUCACCGCAGUGUAUUGAUGCAAAUGAAGGACAUAUCAUUUUCUUUAUUUAAACACAAAACAUUAAAAGAAUACCUGAUACCAUUGGAAAAUGUAUAUAUGAGUGCAUUCUAAGAAAAAAAGUGAAAUUUGACAAUAAAUUGAAUACCUGGAUUGUCACCAAAAUCCCUGAACUCCAUUGUUUGCUCAUGGCGGUAAUAUUUUUGUUUUGUUUUGCUAUAAUUCAGUCAAUAUUUGGAGUAUCUCCAUCCAAUGUCCAACUGUUGCAUAUACAAGAAUUUAAAAAACUAUCUUUAACAAAUGUUUAUAACAAACUGGCAUCUCGCCUAAUUUGUAGUCCAUUAGCUGACGGAGAGGUGCACAGGUGUGAAAUCCUAAUCACAUACCGUUCAUACCCACUGCGUCUCAUAGAAGUAGUAAUGUGGGAAGCUCUUAGUCUCACUUCCAUGCAUUUACUGAUUAAAGGUUUAGCCCUUUUACUCAGCGGGAGGUCAAAGUGCUAAUUAAAAAAGCAUGCCCUGGAAAAGUGAAUCAUUGUGAUGGAAUGAUUAACAUAUUCCUAGACCCAGAAUACGUUUUGUGGAAGAAAUAUAUCAACAGGCCAAGAGACAUGGAGGAAAUCAGGGUUGUGCUCCCGAAAUAACACACAACCCUCUUUCUGAUUCUUAAAUCGUUCCCUGCAGCAAAAAGCUCAGGAGAGAAAACAAUUUUAGUUUGUUUCGAGCCCUGUUCCUGAAAAGAUGGGAUGUGACUCAACAAUAUAUCAGACCUAUAUAAGACCUUUGGGGAGACAGAGUGCAUCACAUUAUAACAACAACAUUGAUGAGAUACAGCUCCUAUCAAAUAUUGAGAAUAGAUACUUUUGGAGAGAGAGAGAGACACACAGAUAGAGAAAGAGACAGGAAUAGAGUGAAAGAGGGAGAGAUGGUGUGUGUGUGCUCGCAUGUGUGUUUUAAAUGCAAAUCACCAUUGUUCGCUUUUCCGAUUGCUUUGCUUUCUCAUCCUUUUGACCCAGAACACUCAAUUCUGGCGAGUGCUGAAGUGGUUCAGCUACUAACAUCUGACAGUAUUCCUUCCCCUGAAUUUGUGUAAUUGCAUUACAACUCAAACUGAUUUUGUACUCGCGUGUACGUUUGGCCGUUCAACACUUAUUAAGUUAUCUUGAACAUGACCUCCCGUUCCCCUCCUCUAUUUGUCUUCUUUAUGCAGUUGACCCCCUUUGAGUUGUGGAUCAAAGCUAUAACUCACACUCGGUGCUAUGUGAGGCAGGGCUGCGGAAUCCCAUCAGUGGGCUGCUGUGUCCUCAUUCUCCUAAUAAGAAUGGAUGGUAUUCAUACAGUGGCUUAGGUUAGAUGGUGUGAUGGGGUAACACAACCACAUCCAACCAUGUCAAUGUGUUGCGCUCAGCCCACCUGAGUGAUGCAAGUUAGCCGCUCUGAACCUGAACACUCAUUAGAUCUCGGUGAUUCCACCGGGGACCGGUGAGGAGGGGUGAGGAGAGGUAAGGAGAUACCAGUGGCCGUUUCCGAAUACCCAUACUAGCAUAUACACACUUAAAGUGCAUACUCUGUACUCAUCGUCGCAUACUAUUUAGCACCUACCGUUUAGUAAAAAGUAUGCAGUAUGCCACGGCCGCAACGCAGUAGCGGCUCCUGACUGGCUGAGUAGGUGGGGCGUGGCCGAGUGCGGGUGGGUUUUUCCAAAAUCAGCAGACAUGCAUCACAAUAACCAGCCUGAUAAUAGCUAUUUUACAAUUCUAUUAAUUUAUUUAAACUCUGAAUAGCAUAUACACACUUAAAGUGCAUACUCUGUACUCAUCGUCGCAUACUAUUUACGCACUCCCGUUCGAAAAAAGUCGCAGUAGGCACGGCCGCAACGCAGUAGCGGUCUGACGGCUGGUAGGUGGGCGGUGGGCCGAGUGCGGGUGGGUUUUUUCCAAAAUCACGCAGAAAUGCAUCACCAUACAGCCUGAUACUAGCUAUUUUUCAAUUUUCUAUGAUUUAUUUAAAUCUGCAUAGACUCGGAAUGGAGUUCUCGGCAUACUCAGCUGGUUAUAGGAAGACUAACACAUUUAAACCUAUACCGUAGCCCAUCAUAAGCCCAUUCUAUCCUAUUAAAAAGGAUGAAGGACAGAAACAGAUAAUUUGGUUCUAUUUCAAAAUAUUUAUUAGUGAAACCAAAGUGCUGUAAUGUAUAUAAAUUAAAUUAAAUAGCCUAGUACACUCACCAAAACUUUUUAAAUGUGGAUCGCAAAUUCAGAACCGCUGGACAGCUACUGAACAUAAUAAACUAAACCACUGAUCAUUGGUAACGAACAGCAGAAUGACUGCUUAGGUUUGAUCCAUAAAUUAAACAAUUAAAUAGGUAGCCUGUACUACAAUACUAAAACAAUCCAUAUGUUCAAAUCAAAAGGCCUGAAUAACAUGACAUCAACAAAGCCGCCACAUCCCGAAUCCCUGGUGCCGACAUAUUCAGAAAAAAAAAAAGUGUUUAUUAUUUCAUUUAAAAUCUCUGAAAAGAGAACAAAAAACACUUUUCAAUGAGAAAACAGAAAUCCACUUAGAUUUUUUUUUUUUUACAAAUACUUCUGUUUUCAAAGAUGUACAGUAGCCUAAAAUGCAAUACUCGUGAUAAUUUUUAAGAGAAUAAAAACUAUUUAGAAUACAUUUGAACACCACUGCAUCAUCCCAAUUAAGUAGCCUAGUUUUAUUGUUUGGCUACUUAAAGAGAGCUAGGGCCUACCUCUUCCAAUGCAUUGUGGAAAUGUGUGCAUCGAAUUAUACUAGAUGAAGAGCCUAAAUGAGUAUAACAUCCUGGCAUUUAAACUAUACUUGAUUUUUUACAGUUCACUUACUUGAUUUUCACAUGCUGAGAAUGCGUCAUGCGCGAUUGCGUAGUUUUCCGUUAUUCGUUGAUUUCGGUAGUGCAUCCCCAUACAGUGAGGGAAAAAAGUAUUUGAUCCCCUGCUGAUUUUGUACAUUUGCCCACUGACAAAGAAAUGAUCAGUCUAUAAUUUUAGUGGUAGGUUUAUUUGAACAGUGAGAGACAGAAUAACAACAACAAAAUCCAGUAAAAACGCAUGUCAAAAAUGUUAUAAAUUGAUUUGCAUUUUAAUGAGGGAAAUAAGUAUUUGAUCCCCUCUCAAUCAGAAAGAUUUCUGGCUCCCAGAAAAGGGAGUGCUCCCAAUCUCAAUUUGUUACCUGUAUAAAAGACACCUGUCCGCAGAAGCAAUCAAACAAUCAGAUUCCAAACUCUCCACCAUGGCCAAGACCAAAGAGCUCUCCAAGGAUGUCAGGGACAAGAUUGUAGACCUACACAAGGCUGGAAUGGGCUACAAGACCAUCGCCAAGCAGCUUGGUGAGAAGGUGACAACAGUUGGUGCGAUUAUUCGCAAAUGGAAGAAACACAAAAGAACUGUCAAUCUCCCUCGGCCUGGGGCUCCAAGCAAGAUCUCACCUCGUGGAGUUGAAAUAAUCAUGAGAACGGUGAGGAAUCAGCCCAGAACUAAACGGGAGGAUCUUGUCAAUGAUCUCAAGGCAGCUGGGACCAUAGUCACCAAGAAAACAAUUGGUAACACACUACACCGUGAAGGACUGAAAUCCUGCAGCGCCCGCAAGGUCCCCCUGCUCAAGAAAGCACAUAUACAGGCCCGUCUGAUGUUUGCCAAUGAACAUCUGAAUGAUUCAGAGGAGAAAUCGGUGAAAGUGUUGUGGUCAGAUGAGACCAAAAUCGAGACCAAAAUCAAGCUCUUUGGCAUCAACUCAACUCGCCGUGUUUGGAGGAGGAGGAAUGCUGCCUAUGACCCCAAGAACACCAUCCCCACCGUCAAACAUGGAGGUGGAAACAUUAGGCUUUGGGGGUGUUUUUCUGCUAAGGGGACAGGACAACUUCACUGCAUCAAAGGGACGAUGGAUGGCGCCAUGUACCGUCAAAUCUUGGGUGAGAACCUCCUUCCCUCAGCCAGGGCGUUGAAAAUGGGUCGUGGAUGGGUAUUCCAGCAUGACAAUGACCCAAAACACACGGCCAAGGCAACAAAGGAGUGGCUCAAGAAGAAGCACAUUAAGGUCCUGGAGUGGCCUAGCCAGUCUCCAGACCUUAAUCCCAUAGAAAAUCUGUGGAGGGAGCUGAAGGUUCGAGCUGCCAAAUGUCAGGCUCAAAACCUUAAUGACUUGGAGAAGAUCUGCAAAGAGGAGUGGGACAAAAUCCCUCCUGAGAUGUGUGCAAACCUGGUGGCCAACUACAAGAAACGUCUGACCUCUGUGAUUGCCAACAAGGGUUUUGCCACCAAGUACUAAGUCAUGUUUUGCAGAGGGGUCAAAUACUUAUUUCCCUCAUUAAAAUGCAAAUCAAUUUAUAACAUUUUUGACAACAUUUUUUUGUUAUUAUUCUGUCUCUCACUGUUCAAAUAAACCUACCAUUAAAAUGAUAGACUGAUCAUGUCUUUGUCAGUGGGCAAACGUACAAAAUCAGCAGGGGAUCAAAUACUUUUUUCCCUCACUGUAUCUAAUUGAUCAGCUGUUGUCAAAGCAGAAAAUAGUAUGACAUCCUGGCAUUUAAAGUAUACUCGAUUUUCAAAAUGUUGCAUACUAUUAAACUUAAUUUUUUUGCAUACUUAAAUGGCCUCCUUAGGACGCAAGUAUGGGUAUACGGACACGGCAAGAUUCUGGGUUUUCUCCUUUCUUUUCACAUGCUAUUUCAUUUAGCUACACGUCACCUGUAAAGUCAACCGGAGCUUUGAUGAGCCAAAGUUUCUGUGAUAUUUGCAGGGAACCGGGAACAUCUCAAAUUAUGAUAAAUAGUUUAAUAGUAAUAAUGAUGAUAGUUUUUAUAGCUUUUUACCAGGUCUCAAAGUGCUUUUCACUGUCUGUCUGGUUGGAAAUCACGUCAUCCACCACCAAUAAUACAUGUAUUUAGUGAGGCGUAUUUAGUGAGGUAAAACAUUCAGAACGUUGCAGACAGAAAUAUAAUGAAUAGGGUUGAAUGUUGUAUACUGCUGUUGCACCCUCUUGAAAAAUAGAGGAGUGAACAUCACUUCCUCUCUGUCCUCCAAUCAGAUCCCUCAGAUCAGCUACGCCUCCACGGCCCCGGAGCUGAGUGAUGACAGGCGCUAUGACUUCUUCUCUCGGGUGGUUCCUCCGGACUCAUUCCAGGUCCAGGCCAUGGUGGACAUCAUCAGAGCCCUGGGCUGGACCUACGUGUCCACCGUGGCCUCUGAGGGCAGCUACGGAGAGAAGGGCGUGGAGGCCUUCCAACAGAUCUCCAAGGAGGCUGGUGAGUGAUGGAAGUAGUAGUGGAUAUGUUACUGUAAAUUAUAAGAUACUAUGGUACGAUUUAGUUUUGGAGUUAUCUGAGGCCGUCAAUUACAGUUAGAGUUGUGUUGUUCCUCUAUAAGCCGUUUUUACCCAGAGUCCCAUACAGACAGAUGAGUGAUGGUGAUCACAGGUGGGAAUCAACCCUCCACCUUACAGCAGGUUGUAAUUACACUGCCAGAUUUAAGAUGGGUAGUACACUGAAAGGCUGGAGAGGAGGAGAGAGGGGGGGGGGGGGGGGGGGGGUGUUUUGUCCAUCUGGGGCUCACUAUGGACCUACAAUUUACUGUAAAUGCCAUGCUGAGACUAUACAGGCAAUUAUAUUUUGUAAUAAAUUAAGAAGUAUUAAUGAGCUUGACAACAAUUAACAUAGUGACUCUAGUUCUGUGAGUGUCCUUGGGUAAAAUAUGUUUGAAGAAUAUAAGAGUUUGUUCUUUGCAUGCUGGCAAUAUAUGUUGUGUGGGAGAACUCUCAAUUCCAUUUCCAUCCAAGUGACAGAGGCACUGCUUUAAGAAAGGAUGACCUAUUCCAUCAUCUGGCCCAGGAAAUUACAUUCCAUGAUCCACGGUUCAGCAUUCAUACAACUCCUCCCCUGGCAAUAUCGCUGUACUAAGGGAACCAAGGUUACUUCCUGAUUCUCAUCUUGACCUCUACAGAUCCCAAUACAUUUCCUGUAAUCUGCACCUACUAGCUAGACCCCUGUCAACCAAUCUCCGAACCUCGGUACUGAGGAGUGAUGCUAGUGUAUGCCAACCUCUGAAAGGGAGAGAGCUAACGAUAUCCCAUGGGUGACGAUCAGAAGUCCGGCGGACAUGAAUAUUUCAUCUGUGCGCGUUCAUGUGUAGUCUGAUCACUCAUUAAAACUUGAAGAGGCUGUUGUGGUGCUGGAGAGAACAGCUGCAGGAGGAGCCUCUGUAGAACACUGAGAGGGAAUUGGGAAGAAGAGUCUGGAUGAUUUAGUUAGUUAUUUUGGCGGGGGUUUUAUUUCAGCUUGUUACAUCCUCCAGUGCACACGGUGGGUCUGCAGCUACCAGAUUGUUUUCUUUCUGUUGUAUUUCCUUCACUGGUGUUUGUGUCUCAGCAUAGAGUCGGCAAAAUGCUGCAUUGAUAUUAUUGCCUUGACUGUAAAAAUAUCACAGACGAGGGGGUUAGAAAUUAUAGGAUAUUGCUGUUGUUGUUGACUCAUACAUUACAAUAGAGCUACAGUCAGGGAAUGUUCUGUAUUCCCAUACAAAUCAAAUAGGAAUCAUUUCCCUCAAUGGAAGCCCUGCACAAUAUAGGCAUUGUGAUUUUAAUAAAAGCAUUGAUUACGUUAUGACAUAACUGUGUAUAUUUAUAACAUCAAAGAAUGUGCCAGUUUCAGCAUCACAUGCUGCAUUGGAUUGAAAUGAACAAGUAACAUACUGCAUCUGCACUGAAAGCAGCAGUGGUGCAAUAGAAAUAACUCCAAUAACAUUGAGAGAGAAACUUGCAGACCUAAAUACACCCCAGUGUGUUGUUUGAGUUGAUCUGUAGGGCCUUGAGAUGUUUUGUGGGCUCUCAAUACUUUUGGUGGGAGUGAAAUGUCAGAUGCAUUAGUAGCGUUCUCGCUUCACCACUUCAAGGAGCAGCAUCCACCGGACUAAUGCAAUAUGGCCGCCCAUUACCCUGAGUAGAGACUAGAGUGAUGGUCAGCUCGUAUCGAUCUCUGAUGUUUUCCACUCUCCUCUUGCCCCAUUGUUUGGGUAGUCUUCCACCCUCGCAGUUUCAUGCGAAUGCACUCUCCUCGAAAAGAAGAAACAUAAAGCGGAUGUUUCCGGUUUUCAGGGAUACAGUAUUUUCAACAUAACUUCCAUUUCCCCUGAAAAAUGGAUGCGGGGACUCCUAUCAGGCGGCUUUUCACGGCUGCUACGUUAGGUUAUGCGAAUGAGUUGUCUUUUCUUUAGAAGUGGAGCAAGGAAAGAUUCAUCUUGUUAGUAUUUUCCUCGGCUUGGGUCCAGAGCGAUGGAGUUUGUUUUUCCUCUUUGAUAAACAGACUCAUGCAAGCGCGUUUGAGGAGUAGAUACUCCCACAGACAUCACUCUUAAAUUAAUUGCAGUAUGCUGCCACAGCCGUGUUUUUAUAUCACUAAUUUGAACUGCGAAAAACCUGUCAAAUUUUCUGCAGUGCGACUGGAGCGGAAAUAUGAAAGAUAAUGUUUUUGUUUUACUUCAUACAUAUGAAGUGACUUCACUGGCUUGCCCUCAGUAUUUGACCAACAGCUUGGUGUGUUCUCGGAAAAUGAGCAUUCUAAACUGGAACAAUGUACUCCUGCAGCCCUCCUCUCUAUCUUCUAGAGUGAACAUGACAAGUUGGAAUGGAAUAUGGUAUAAGGAAGGAAUGAAGGAAGGGGCUCACACGUACAGAGUAGGAAUGGUGUUCCAUUUCUGUGGGCUCCCACUUGAGCUGCAUUGGGAGGAGCUGCAUUGGGAGGAAAGUGGCAUCGGAGGGAGCCUGUCGUUGUUCUGUCUCUGCUCUGGAGGUGACAAAUAUAAUUGGAGAAUUAUGGAUCCCCUUCGGGGGUGGGGUGGUGCUGCGGGUGGGGUGGUGGGGUCAGAGUGAAACGGGUAGUAGGGGUGUUGAGUCCAUUGGGAACCACCCGGAUUUUGGGGGAGUUUCCUGGAACGCCACGGUCUAAUCUCCCCCCCAUUUAGGGAAUCUCCGGGAUAUGGGGAUGAACACUUGAAGCUGUUAAUGCAGCAUAUGACCUGUGGCACUCAGCCCAGGACUAGCAGAAGCCUGAUUAAUUAAAUCAUCAUUAUUUUAUCUGUGAUAAAUUAAUCAAACUGGGAAAUGUGGAGCACCGAGUUGGAGGGGGGAGGAUGUUUAAUGUAGAUACCGACCGGUAGGUCCAUCAUUAUAUAAAUGAAGUAUUGUGCUCAUUGAAAUGUCAUAGGAUUCUAAUUUCACAAAAACCAAAUGCUUACCCAAUGCUUUUAGACUGUUGCAUUAAAACAGUUUGAUGUUCUAUGUUAGAAUCUCCUAUAUCUAAGAUUUGAAUUCUCCACACAGAGCAGUGUGAGUAGUAAAACACUCCACUCUAUGAUAUCCCCUGCAUUUAUCUCUGAGUUAUACAUUUUUUUCCAACAGAGACUCUUUAUUCCAGUGGCUUCUGUGUGAAUGGAGAGCUCUCUCUUUCAUGUCCAGAGAUCAGACACUCUGCCAGUGGCAGGUGAAGACACUCAGACCCACAGCACAGAGUUCUGGCUGUAGACUCCUGGCUCUGAAGGGUCUGCCUGGUUUUCCCAUCUUGGCCGACUGACGAGGAAUUCUGCAGUCAUUCUAUAAUUUUGCCUUGGUCUACAGCACACAGACAGUCUGCAGCCUCCGGGGCACUCUAGUCCUCACAGCAUGUUCAAGCCUGGUGCUCAGAAAGGAAAACCACUCAAAAGGCUGCUUAUCUUCAUCAGUGGCUGGCUGCCUUGACCCAUGUCUUUGUCAUCUUCCAGCUUCAAGUGUGGCCUCUACUUCCCAUACACACAGUGACAGUGACAAGCAUAUUCUUAUUGCCCCUAAAAUCUAGAUGUUGAAUUAAUCCUCAUUACAUGUGAUACCCACCGACAGACAGACAGCCACAUAGACAGCCCCGGAGCUAAAAGGUGGUGCUAAUACCUCUCUAAGAAUUAGCCCUAGAACAGUAUUCAGAGUUUCCCAAAAAGGAAACAUUGUUUGUAGCAGUGCCAUAAGCCCUCCUAGAGCCCUGAAGAAUCAUGUAGAAUCUCAGUGCUAAAAUGGAGCUGUAGUGGUGUCCCUAUGAGAUCCUCUGGCUGCUGCUACUGCUGCCUCUGUCUCCGCUGCUACAGCUCCACAGAUGCACCACAAUACCAGACUACACUUUUCAUUUUAACAGGAGAGCCAAGCUGUCCACUUAUGGGGGAUUACAGGAGCCAUCCUAACUGUCUUUGUAGAGAUAUAUUGUCUGGCAAUCAGCAAUAUUUUCAAAUUCUGUCUAUGGCUGCUGCUGUGGGGAUAGUAAGAGGGGGGUGGAGGACAGAGGGAGAGCUAGGAAGGAGUCCUUUAGAUGGAGUUGUUUUUAGAUGUGGCCCGGUAAACAGAGGUUGGAGAUGUGGUUUCAAUUCUGCAAGCUAAAAGCUGUUUAUAUCAAAGUAAUGAGUCUGAGCAGACGACCAAUUAGGAGAUUCCUCCCAUUUCUCUGUCUACUCAGGAAACCAACCCAAUGUUGGAAAGGUUAUCUGGUAUUAGGAGUGCUUGAGUGGGAGAGAUUUUAAUUGGUUUGGAUAGAGAAGCCUGGGUGUUGACUCAGGACCAAGCCUGCCUGCCGCUCAUCAUCUAGUUCUAGUUAUGAUGUGUCUUCAGGUGCACAAUAAUGUCUAUUUACUCUAGAUGAGUACAGUAACUGCUGGAAAAGGUUAGGUCAGCCCAUGCUCUCAAAUCUGCUCCAGUGGAAGGAAUGCAAUGAAGGUAUUUGUUGAAGAUAUUAUUUGAUUUUAUAUAUUUACAUAAUGAGCUCUUGAAUGUGACCCGAGGAUGAUUAAUCUAUCAAAAUCUGUCAAACGUAUUGUUUGUUUUUCUCCUCCAGCACCAGUGAUUACCUCAGCUCAACACAGAGCUACGGGACAAUAUUUAAAGAUGACCUUAAACGCUUGACAGGACUAAAUUAGGUCAUAUUACAGGCCCUGCAUUUAAGAUUCAGACAACCAUGGAUUACGCUAAAUGAUUGCCCUAAUCAAUAUUCCCUCAAGGACAAUUGCCAACUAAGUUUUGGCCGUAUCUCUGAGUUGACUGCCACGGUCGGCUCGCCAAAUAUCUAAUACCUAUUUAGCGACGCACAGAAACAAUCAGUACCUUUCAUCAUGUACAAACUCAUUAGCACUGACCUGUCUGAACAUUAUUCAUUGUCAAUAUUAAUAUCCUCCUUGUUUGUGUAGCCUGUCUCCAGAUCUGAUUGGUUGAUUGUCCAUUGUGGUGUGUCUAAUAAUGACAUUAAAUGAAAAGUCAAUGGGGAGGGGACAACCUUUUAAUCUGUGGUCACAAAGUGUGAAAGGUCUAUUUACGUGCUCCUUCUACCCUGUUGACACAGUUUCCUAUUGGUUUGGAAGCAGCUCAAUACUGCUUCUAAGUCUUCUGUUGUACUGUAAUGAUUCACCCACAGCCCUCUAUUAAGAAAUGGAUCCCACUAUUAAUUUGUGAGGGUUUUCCUUUCAGUUGCUCAUUUUUAUGCUGUUGUUCAUCCCAAGUGAUGUACCACUUACUGUAAACCACUCAGCUCAAAGCAUUUAUGACUCAAAUGUAAAUGAGUGUAUAGUACAUGUAUAUUGUUUCACUCAAGUAUCUUGGAAAGACAGAGAUCCUAUAGCGAGGAUGAAUAAACAAUAAAUAUCUGUGUCUUUCAGAACCACUUUGUUUGAAAGCGGUCCAUAUCCGUAUGGAUCUGAUUUCCAUGUGUAUGUGUUUGGGUGUUUGCCUCUGUGUGUGUCUCUGUGGGUAAACAUCCCAGAGGGCUCAUCAUCUCUCCUUUUUUUUCUCUCUCUCUCUCCGAAUUAAAGGUGGGAUCUGCAUCGCACAGUCUUUGAAAAUUCCCCACAACCCCAAACUGGAGGAUUAUGACAAAGCCAUCCAACAACUGCUGGAAACGCAGCACUCCCGGGCAGUUAUCAUCUUUGCCAGUGAAGAAGACAUACGGUGUGUAGUUCAGUACACAGCAUCCGAAUGCAUCUAUGUUGUUUAGGGGCUUUGAUGACAGGCCAAGUCGAGCUCUUUAAAAUGCAUAGCAGAAACCCUGAAGACAGGUUGUAGGCACAGACAGAUACUUUGUGAGUGUGUACACACUGGGUGUCUGUAACACAAACAUGCCUCCAAUAACACAAACAUAAACAUGCCUAGGAGGAGAAAUGAGAAUAUGGAAUAUCACAACAAAGCAGCAGAUAUUAUUUCAUUUACAAUACUUCUGAGUCUUACAAUAUGUCUCUGAGAGGAAACUCAACACUACAAGAAAUAGACAGACGGAUUGAUAGACGGACACAGCAGAGAGAAAGAAAGAGGGAGAGACCUCGAUAAUGUAUUGAAGACAAAGACGGAGAAAGAUUGAGACAGCUUAAAGGACAAGUUCUCAAUUUUUAAUGUAAAGGGAAUGUUAUAGACGUGUCCAGGCACUUUUUUGGUGAUUUCACUUGGUUUUGAGAAACGUACCCCACCAGCAAUAAACUUUUAGAAACGGCAAAGCUCUCAGUUUAGUGAUGCAGGUCUUUAGAUGUUGUACACAUGAGAUUGUAUAAUUUUGAACUUUAUCCGCAACAUUGUAUUCCAUUUUGUUGGACUCAAGCAGUGCUUUUCUGUGUGCGAGCAUUCUUGUGUCACCACAAUGGGAACGACACACAGAAAAGUAUUGAACUUUUCCUUAAAAAUCCUUAAAAAUCCUUUAACAUCUUAUAUCUAUCAAUAGAUUUAAAACACAGAGAAUAUAAAUACAUACAUGGUGUAAAUAUACAAUAAAUAUAAAUGGCACACAACUUCUGCAAUGUACUGAUAUACAGUUGAAGUCGGAAGUUUACAUACACCUUAGCCAAAUACAUUUAAACUCAGUUUUUCACAAUUCCUGACAUUUAAUCCUAGUAAAAAUUCCCUGUUUUAGGUCAGUUAGGAUCACCACUUUAUUUUAAGAAUGUGAAAUGUCAGAAUAAUAGUAGAGAGAAUUAUUUAUUUCAGCUUUUAUUUCUUUCAUCACAUUCCCAGUGGGUCAGAAUGUCACGAUCGUUUACGAACGAGAAGGACCAAGGCGCAGCGUGAUAAGCAUACAUGUUUAUUUAGACGAAUGAACACGCGACAAAACAACAAACGAAACGUGAAGUCCAAGGUAGCAUACACACAACGUACCUUACACGAAACAAGAUCCCACAACCCACUAGUGCCAACAGGCUACCUAAGUAUGGUCCCCAAUCAGAGACAACGAGCUACAGCUGCCUCUGAUUGGGAACCACCCUGGCCAACAUAUAUCUAUACAUACUAGAUCUAACCAUAGACAAUAAACAUAGCACAACACGACACAGAAAAUACACACCCUGACUCAACAAAUACGAGUCCUAGGGUCAGGGCAUGACAGUACCCCCCCUCCGACCGCGCCACAUAAACAUAACAGGGUAUGGGCCGGGUGGGCAUUCCGCCUCGGAGGCGGAUCCGGCUCCGGGCGUGACCACCACUUACUCUCCACCUCCCUGUUGCGCCCCUGGUCUGGUCUGGACCUCGGCGCGCUGCUUCCCCUCUCCUUCCUCCCACGACGUACCAAGUCCUGUCUGGGCCCUGGUGUGGGAGACGCCGAACCUGGAGAGGGGCUGACGUCUGGGUCUGGACUGGAACCGCUGACUGGAGCUGGACCCGACGACGGUGGAGCGAACUGCUCAGGCUCCGAACUGGAGCCGCUGACCGGAUCUGGACUGGACCCCGGUGGAGCGGAUUGCUCUGGCUCCGGAGUGGAGCAGCUGACCGGAGCUGAACUGGGCACCGGUGGAGCGGACUGCUCUGGCUCCGGAGUGGAUCCGCUGACCGGAGCUGGACUGGACCCCGGUGGAGCGGAUUGCUCUGGCUCCGGAGUGGAGCAGCUAACUGGUGCCGGACCAGGCACCGGUGGGACAGGCACGGGCCGUGCCGUACUGGACACACGCACCCCUGGCUUGAUGCGAGGGACAGGAACGGGACGUACCGGACUGGCGACGCGCACCACUGGUCUGGUGCGGGGAGCAGGAACAGACCGGGCCGGGCUGGCGACGCGCACCACUGGCUUGGUGCGAGGGGCAGGAACAGGCCGGGCCGGGCUGUUGACGCGCACCACUGGCUUGGUGCAAGGGACAGGAACAGGCCGGACCGGGCUGGCGACGCGCACCACUGGCUUGGUGCGAGGGACAGGAACAGGCCGGACCGGGCUGGCGACGCGCACCACUGGCUUGGUGCGAGGGACAGGAACAGGCCGGACCGGGCUGGCGACGCGCACCACUGGCUUGGUGCGAGGAGCAUGAACGGGCCGGGCCGGGCUGGAGACGCGCACCACUGGCUUGGUGUGGGGAACAGGAACGGGCCGGGCCGGACUGGGAACACGCACCACUGGCUUAGUGCGGGGAGCAGGAACGGGCCGUACCGGACUGUGGAGGCGGACUGGAGUUCUGGAGCGGAGAGCUGACACAACCCGUCCUGGCUGGAUGCCUACUUCCACACAAUAUGUGUGAGGCAUUAGCACAGGACGUACGGGGCUGUGCACGCGUACUGGCGAUACAGUACGUAGCACCGGGCAGGAUUACGGACCGAGGAGGCGUACUGGAGACCACGAGCGUGAGCCGCACACCCCGUCCUGGCUGAAUGCCCAUCUUCGCACGACACCUCGCGGCACAGUACGUAGCUCCGCAUAACACGGAGCCUGCCCAGUCACACGCUUCCUAGCAUGAGUACGGGGAGUUGGCUCUGCUCUAACACUAGGCUCCGCCAACCACCCUUUUAGCCCCCCCAAAAGUUUUCUUGGGGCUGUCUCUCGGGCUUCCUCCUCGGCCGGCACCUUCUGCGUUGCCGCUGCUCCUCUCUAUAGCGCGCCUCCACUGCCUCCUCCCAAGGACGCCGAUCCAUUCCGGCCUGAAUCUCCUCCCAAGUCCAGGAUCCCUUCCCGUCCAGGAUCUCCUCCCAGGUCCAGGCUGUCUGCUCCUGGACACGCUCUUUGGUCCUCAUUUGGUGGGAUCUUCUGUCACGUGUGGUCCUCUGUAGCUCAGCUGGUAGAGCACGGCGCUUGUAACGCCAAGGUAGUGGGUUCGAUCCCCGGGACCACCCAUACACAAAAAAUGUAUGCACGCAUGACUGUAAGUCGCUUUGGAUAAAAGCGUCUGCUAAAUGGCAUAUUAUUUAUUAUUACGACCGUUUACGAACGAGAAGGACCAAGGCGCAGCGUGAUAAGCAUACAUGUUUAUUUAGACGAAUGAACACGCGACAAAACAACAAACGAAACGUGAAGUCCAAAGUAGCAUACACACAACGUACCUUACACGAAACAAGAUCCCACAACCCACUAGUGCCAACAGGCUACCUAAGUAUGGUCCCCAAUCAGAGACAACGAGCUACAGCUGCCUCUGAUUGGGACCACCCUUGCCAACCUAGAUCUAUACAUACUAGAACUAACUAUAGAAAAUAAACAUAGCACAACACGACACAGAAAAUACACACCCUGACUCAACAAAUACAAGUCCUAGAGUCAGGGCGUGACACAGAAGUUUACAUACACUCAAUUAGUAUUUGGUAGCAUUGCCAUUAAAUUGUUUAACUUGGGUCAAACGUUUCGGGUAGCCUUCCACAAGCUUCCCACAAUAAGUUGGGUGAAUUUUGGCCCAUUCCUCCUGACAGAGCUGGUGUAACUGAGUCAGGUUUGUAGGCCUCCUUGCUCGCACACGCUUUUCCAGUUCUGCCCCCAAAUCUUCUAUAGGUUGAGGACAGGGCUUUGUGAUGGCUCCAAUACCUUGACUUUGUUGUCCUUAAGCCAUUUUGCCACAACUUUGGAAGUAUGCUUGGGGUCAUUGUCCAUUUGGAAGACCCAUUUGCGACCAAGCUUUAACAUCCUGACUGAUGUCUUGAGAUGUUGCUUCAAUAUAUCCACAUCAUUUUCCUUCCUCAUGAUGCCAUCUAUUUUGUGAAGUGCACCAGUACCUCCUGCAGCAAAGCACCCCCAGAGCAUGAUGCUGCCACCCCCGUGGUUCACGGUUCGGAUGGUGUUCUUCGGCUUGCAAGCGACCCCCUUUUUCCUCCAAACAUAACGAUGGUCAUUAUGGCCAAACAGUUCUAUUUUUGUUUCAUCAGACCAGAGGACAUUUCUCCAAAAAGUACGAUCUUUGUCCCCAUGUGCAGUUGCAAACCACAGUCUGGCUUUUUUAUGGCGGUUUUGGAGCAGUGGCUUCUUCCUUGCUGAGCGCCCUUUCAGGUUAUGUCGAUAUAGGACUUGUUUUACUGUGGAUAUAGAUACUUUUGUACCUGUUUCCUCCAGCAUCUUCACAAGGUCCUUUGCUGUUGUUCUGGGAUUGAUUUGCACUUUUCGCACCAAAGUACGUUCAUCUCUAGGAGACAGAACGCGUCUCCAUCCUGAGUGGUAUGAUGGCUGCGUGGUCCCAUGGUGUUUAUACUUGCAUACUAUUGUUUGUACAGAUGAACGUGGUACCUUCAGGCAUUUGGAAAUUGCUCCCAAGGAGGUCUACAAUUCUUUUUCUGAGGUCUUGGCUGAUUUCUUUUGAUUUUGCCAUGAUGUCAAGCAAAGAGUUACUGAGUUUGAAGGUAGGCCUUGAAAUACAUCCACAGGUACACCUCCAAUUGACUCAAAUGAUGUCAAUUAGCCUCUCAGAAGCUUCUAAAGCCAUGACAUCAUUUUCUGGAAUUUUCCAAGCUGUAUGAAUGCACAGUUAACUUAGUGUAUGUAAACUUCUGAGCCACUGGAAUUGUGAUACAGUGAAUUAUAAGUGAAAUAAUCUGUCUGUAAACAAUUGUUAAAAAAAUUACUUGUCUCAUGCACAAGUGUGUGUAAACUUCCAACUUCAACUGUAUGCAUCUUCAUAGGUUUCUGUGUACCCCCCUAAUGGAUUGCAUGUGUCCCUUCUGCUUUCUCCUAAUUCACACAUGGCUGCCUUUGCAGGGGAGUUCUCAAUGCCACCAAGAGAGCCAAUCAGGUGGGCCAUUUCCUGUGGAUUGGAUCGGACAGUUGGGGGGCGAAGAGUAGUCCAAUACACCAGUUAGAGGACGUGGCUGUGGGAGCAGUCACUAUACUGCCCAAACGCUCAUCUAUUAAAGGUACACACACACACACACGCACGCACGCACGCGCUCACGCACGCACACACACACACACACACACACACACACACACACACACACACACACACACACACACACACACACACACACACACACACACACACACACACACACACACACACAUACACACACACACACACAUACACACACACACACACACACACACACACACACACACACACACACACACACACACACACACACACACACACACACACACACACACACACUAUAUGGACCAUAUACACUAUAAUGACCACAAACUUGGCUAUGUGCAGUUGUAGGAGACAGUAGAACGCAUAUUGUUGUACUGUGGUCUUGUGCAUAGCUCACAAUCUCUACUGUUUUACCAGCAGUUCUACUCAGUGUCACUACAAUAAUAGCCAUUUAUCAUUACAAUCUGGGGACUAGGUGGAAAGUGAAGUGUGGGUUUUUAUAAAGCUUUUUUAAUUAGAGAGGUCUAGACAGGACAAGACUUAGUCUGGUAAGAGCCAGAAGGCAAGAGGAGUAUAUUAAACCAGCAUGCAUCAUUGAUGUCACUUUCAAAAGAAAAUCAGCCGAGUCAUUCAUUCAUGAUUAGUCAUUAUCUCUCUGAUUCAGCUGAUAAAACUGACCGUGUGAGAGAGAGGAAACCUGUGUAGACAUUACUGUAGGACUAUGAGUACAUCACAGCUGGAAAUGAUACAUCAAGCCUAGCUCUGUCUUUGUACUUGGUAUUGAUUAAUAUUACUGCUGAUCUAUUGAUUUCAUUGUAUAUUACAGUAAUUCAUUUACACACGGUAGAAGAAGUUUUAAAAAAGAGUGCAACAUAAAAUACAUAGACAUACAGGUGCGUAUAUAGAACCCCCACAGAAGGCUUUCUCAUAAAUAAAUAUAAAUGCCCAAAGCAUAAAGUGUAUUACACAAAAGUUAAUGGAUAUAUACUCUGUAUAUACAGACACCUACAAGGUACUGCCCUCAAAGGAAAUACUGUAGCGUAUAGACUUCACAUACAAACCCUGUUCUUAUUUACAAUGCAUCAUGUCAUAUUCAUGUGAUUUCCAAGAUUAAAGAUCCAGGUGGUACACAGGAACUACAGUGGUCAAACUUGAAUGAACAGUGGUUUAGUUGUACGGUAGCUAUGAGACUAAUACAACUCUUAACAGCCAGUACAGCACAGUGCUCCAGGAACACUGCCCAAGUCUCGCUUUAUUACUUCCAGAAUUCUCUUUUCUUUUUCGAUUCUCCAGGGUUUGAUGAAUACUUCACCUCGCUCACCCUGGAGAAUAAUCGCAGGAAUGUGUGGUUCGCUGAGUUCUGGGAGGAAAAUUUUGACUGCAGGCUCCUCAGCUCCUCCAAACGAGAGGACACCAGCAGGAAAUGCACAGGUAGGUAGCCAGAGAUUUGUUUUCUUGGGUAUUUGUAUUUUCAUUUGUUUGUUUGUGGGAGGGGGCAUUGCCAUUGGCAAUGGUGCACUAUUAAAAGAAGUAGCAUUGGUCCAUAGUAAAGUAAACGUUGUACUUUACACUGGACAAAUGCUACUUAUUUUAAUAGUGCACCAUUGCCAAUUGAAUGCAUUUGCACUUUAAUGCAUGUAAUGCUCCUAUACAAGGGUACAGGUAUAGGAAUAGACUUGAAUUGUAGUACACAUUUUAAUGCAGACUUGAAGGUGUAGGCCCACUGGAUAAUGCAAAUAGCUUAAAUAGCUGGUCCUACUGAGAGAGUAAAGUUGUGCCCAGUUGGGUAAAGGCACCAUGUCAGCAGUGUUCAGCUGUUUUAUGUAUGCUAAGUAGCUGGUAGAGCAAACAUGCAUGCCAUUUGGAGAGAUGCUGAUCAGAGAAACUACACAGAAAUGAUGAAAGUAAGUAAAGCUCUGCAGAUACAGUAACUCACUAUUGAUGCUCCCAAAGAGCUUUAUUACUGACACUGUUUUAAUCUAGCUGCAAGCAUUAUUCGUAAUGAGGUGUGUUGGGACUUGGGAGCGUUGAUAGUGUGGAAGUGUUUUUUUUUAAUAUGAUAUCUAUCCAUCCUACAGGUAUGCCAGCAAAGCUAAAAGAGAUACAAUACUACUAUGUCAGUGCUAGUGACAGGGAUUUAUAUAUUUGAUAUGGCUUUCCUGUGAAGUACUGAAGGGCCGGCCUUGUAGCUAUAGCAGUUGGAGUGACAGGGAUUUGUUUGUAUAAUAUGUUAUAUAGCAUCUUUCAUCAUUUCUUUAGGUGCCGCAUGCUACAGAUCAUAAACCACAUAAAAACUGUAUAUAGAAUAUCAACAAAGCUUAUAAGCAUUGUACAAAGACACUAAUAUGCCUCUUAUUCACAUCCACGUCCUUCAGCCAUACUAAGGAAGAUAUUCUCUUUUAACUGUGAAGUCGGCGUAGAGCUGCUUCCAUUUCUCUCUUUUUCACAUCUAACCAAGCCGAUCAAUAUUUAUGAAUGUGAGGUACUGAGGGGAAGGUUUUUUUUUUGCAUUCAAAGGUUUUUCUAUCAACGCUCUACUCACUGCUCUGGAAAACAACAAAGGUUAUCUGUGGGCUGAAAUGUUUGUUGAAAGAAGAGAAACUGGAGAGAAUGUCAACAUUUAUUGCUUUUGACCUUUUAAAGCUUUUGCCAGUCUCCCACAUUAUAUUCAUAUUCGUCAAGGUGACACAGCCUGUCUUUUUUCCUUCAAGUUCGCAACGUGCACUGGGAGUCUUUAUUCAGUAUUUACAUGUGAAAAUCACUCUGUGAUCUCCUUGCACUCUGGCAGCUUUUCCCUACAGUGCUCUAUAGCGCACCACAGUUAAUCUGUUAUUUUGUACUUUGGAUUUACGAGCUGCUUUCCAGUUAAUGCAUCCUUGUUAAUUACUGCUUGCGUGUUUCAAAUGAAUAUAUUCAGCGUCCAUAUGCCACGCUUAAUGACAUAACCUGUUCACAUUAGCAUGUAAAAAAUGGCAUUAUACCUCAGUCAAAGGCUCCCCACCCACAAAAAGGUGAGAGAGAAGAAAUCCCCCACCAACCUGAAGCCAUUCAUUACACAUUCAGUCAGGGUAUCACAAGUGAAAUGAAAAGUUCUAGUCCAUAGUGAAAGGACAGAGGAGCACUGAAGGGAGACAGUAAUAGAACAUGGGUCUGCUGACAAUGCUAGGAGAUGCCUCUAGAAUGCCUCUCGUCAUGGCCUUGAACACUCCUAAAAUGGGACAAAAGUUAUACAAAUCUCAACAAUAGGGCCUAUAGUGGGCUGACUUCACUAUGAAAUAUGCAUAUUUACCUACGGUAUUCAGUUCCACCUGCUCAUCUCCUUCUUGAGUAGCAUUUGGUUUUGCACUACUGCAACAGAACUCCGGACUGUGACCCAUGCUGUUCUACAUACACAAUAGGGUGAGUAAUUCACAGUGUGUGACUCUGUCCUUUUCUUGACCUCCCCUCUCUCCCGUCUCAUCCCUCAGGCCAGGAGCGGAUCGGGAUAGACUCCAAGUACGAGCAGGAGGGGAAGGUACAGUUUGUAAUAGACGCUGUGUAUGCCAUGGCUCACGCCCUCCACAACAUACAGAGAGACCUGUGUCCUGAGCACUCUGGCAUCUGCCCUGGGAUGGAGGCAGCCGAGGGGAAGACCCUGCUCAAGUACAUACGCGACGCCAGCUUCAACGGUCAGUACAUUUGUUAUCCCUGGACCCUGUUCAUGUGUGUAUCCUCAUAA